CGCACACGCGCUGCUCCCCCACAGCGCUAAGAAGCCAACGCAUUGAAAAACAAUUGUAGAAAUCGAGUCGAAAAAGUAUCUGUCAGAUACACGCAACGACGCGCAGUGUGCUCCAACUUCAGGAAUAAAGUAAACAAACAAAAAUAGAAGAAAAAAAACGCGCCAAGUGCAAAAUGUUGUAAAUUCAUAUAUGCAUAAAAUGAGAAAUUAACAAAAAAUAUUCUAAAGAAUAAUUAAGAAACUAGCCAGCCCAAUGGCCGCUACACGUGUGUGCUUAACAAAUAUCUAACCGAUCCAAGAUCCGAAACACUCUAAGCAAACCCCACAGAACCCAACCAAAAUCAAUCAAUCGAAGAAAACACUUGUGAAAGCCAUUGAACAAAGAAAGUGUCGUACGCAACAAAAAAAGCAUUCCAAUGUUGUCCUGUUUGGCGCCAUCGUCUACACGUUUUGGCCAAGAGGAUAACAUUAUACAGCAGAGCAUGCCAUCAUCCACAGCCUUCUCCAUGCAGUUUUCCUCUUUGGCCUCCAAUUUGCAUCAUCACCAAGCGCACAGCAAGCCCAACAAUGUGGCUGCCAAUCCGGAGAUCGCGGCCAGCGCCACAGCCAAUGCAGCCGAAGACUGUUUGGUCAAGUGCACGCAGUGCCACAAGCGCUUCAAUGAGUUUCAGUCGUUUAGCGAGCACAUUGCCAACGAGCAUCCGCACGACAAGCUCAACUAUGAGCCGCAUCGUGUCGCUGCUGAGGCUGCGCAGCCGGAGAGCGAGGCGGAGGAGGAUGAGCAGAGCAAUUUGAGCAGCAGCAGUCGCCGCUAUGCCAAGUCCCCAAACAGCAACAACAACAACAACAACAGCGAGUUGGCCAAGAAUCAAAACAACAACAACAACAAUAACAGCCACAGUGGCAGCAGCAGCCACAGAAGCCAGCACUCGCCUCUGUGCUCCCCGGUUGCUACCACGCCCAGCGAUUUGUUUGCCCACCUGCCGCAUCCGCCGCCACAGCUGCCCGCCCAUUUGCAUGCACAGUUCAUGGCCGCCGCUGCCCUGGCCAUGCAGUCCGCACGCUCCGCCAGCUCGCCCAGCCACCAACAGCAGCAGCACCAGCAGCAACAGCAGCAACAGCAGCAACAACAGCAGCAGCCGCAGCUGCAACAGGCUUUGCUGUUGCCACCGCCACAACCCGGCAGCAACAGCAGCGUCGGCAGCAAUUCCGCUUAUGAUUUGGACUUGAGUGCUCCCCGUUCCACCUCCAGCCCGGGUUCCACAACGGGCGAUCUCAGCGCCGCCUUUCCCUGCAUGCAAUGCACUGCGGCCUUCGCCAGCCGCGAGCAGCUCGAACAACAUCAGCUGCUGCACUCACCCCCGGGCCCGCAAACCACGCAGAACGUGACUCAGACCUGUAAAAUAUGCCACAAGGCCUUUGCGAACGUUUAUCGCCUGCAGCGUCACAUGAUCAGCCACGACGAGUCGGCUUUGCUGCGCAAAUUCAAAUGCCUUCAGUGCGACAAGGCCUUCAAGUUCAAGCAUCAUCUGAAGGAGCAUGUGCGGAUCCAUUCCGGCGAGAAGCCUUUUGGCUGCGACAACUGCGGCAAGCGCUUCUCCCACUCGGGCAGCUUCUCCUCCCACAUGACCUCCAAGAAGUGCAUCAGCAUGGGCCUCAAGCUCAACAACAAUCGCCAAAUGCUCAAGACUCUGGACAAAAAUGCCAGCGCUGGACGCUCCCCAACAGAUCAACAGCAGCAGCAGCAGCAACAGCAGCUGGCGGGCAAACGUUCCUGCAAGCUGCCGGAGCCGGUGCUGCCCAAUCCGAUGAAUUACUUUGCUGGCGAUGCCCAAGCCGCACCGACAGCUGCCAAUGCUCCCGCGCCCUUUUAUCCAAACUAUAGCGCAAUGAAUGCGGCUUUGCUGGCAUUUCCCAAUGCUUUUAUGGCCGCAGCGCUGGAUCCGCGCAUGCAUCCCUACAGCAUACAGCGACUGCUGGAGCUGACGGCUGCCGGUCAGCAGCAGCGGGAGGAGCAGCAGGAGCGCCUGGAGCAGGAGCAUAGAGAGGAGCAGCCGCUCUAUGAGCCCAGCAAGGAUGAUGAUGAGACGCCCGAUGAGCCCAAGCUGGUUAUGGAUCUAGAGGAGUCGGAGCCCAAGCCAGCGGCCACGGCCGAGCUGCCCGCCGCAGAACCACUCGAAGAUGCCGCCGCCGUCAAGCAGGAGCCCAGCCGCGAGCCGACGCCACCAGACACACCCAAGUCCAUAAAACUAGAGCAGGAAGAGCUGGAGGCAGCGCCCGUGGAGCAAACGCUUGCGCAGACACCCCAAGAUUUGCGCUGCAGUCGCUGCGCCAAGCAAUUCAAUCAUCCCACAGAGCUGGUGCAGCACGAGAAGGUGCUGUGCGGCCUCAUUAAGGAGGAGCUGGAGCAGCACUUCCAGCAACAACAACAACAGCAACAUCAGCAGCAGCAGCAGCAGCAACAGUCGAGCUUUGCAUUGCUACCCUCGGCAAGUGAUGCGGACGAGGAUGACGAGGAGGAGGAGGAGCCACGUCAGGAUUACCAUGCCGGUAGCAGCGACAGCGGCGAGCGCAAGGUGCGCGUGCGCACCGCCAUCAACGAGGAGCAGCAGCAGCAGCUGAAACAGCAUUACGCCCACAAUGCGCGACCCAGUCGGGAUGAGUUUCGGCUGAUAGCCGCCCGUCUGCAGCUGGAUGCGCGCGUCGUCCAGGUCUGGUUCCAGAACAAUCGCUCACGUGAGCGCAAGCUGCAGAGCUAUGCCAGCAGCGGAGAGCCCACGGCUGCCGCUCCAGCAUUGCCACAGCCGCGUGCUGGCGAGGAUCAGCCGCUGGAUUUGUCCGUUAAGCGCGAUGCCUCCCCCCUGUAUGGCCUGCCCCCUCAGCCGACAGCUGCACAGCCCGCGCCCGCUGACUUUCAGGAGACCAUGGCCAUUAAUUUGAGCCGCAAACUUUCCAGCUCGGCCUCCAUGUCGCCGGCAUCGCUGUCGCCCUGCUCGGGCGCCUCCUCGCUGCAGCAAUCGGCCGCAGCUGCUGCUGCCGCUGCAGCGCUUUAUUUUGCGCCCCCCUCGCCACCCGGCAUGCACGAGUCAGGGCAUACGUUGCCAACGCACAGCGCAGCGCCGCGUGGUCAGGCGUUUCCCGGCCUGCCGCCGUACAUGCUGCCGCGGCUGCCCAUGGAAGCGCUCUUCCAGAUGCGACCCGGCGGCGACUAUGCGCCCAAUCCGCUCAUGAACAGUAUUAAGAUGCCCGACUAUCGCGGCACCAGCCUCAGUCCCGGCGGCUCCGAAAAGCGUUCGUGGCGCGACGAUGAUUCGCGCAUCUCGCACGAGGACGACUAUGUGCUGGCGGGCGGCGGUCUGUUGCCGCCCAAACCGAAGCGCGCCAAGGCCGAGACGCACGGGCAUGCCGGUGAUCCGGAUCUGCCCUUUGUUUGCGAUCAGUGCGACAAGGCGUUCGCCAAGCAGAGCUCCCUGGCGCGUCACAAGUACGAGCAUUCCGGUCAGCGACCCUACCAGUGCGUGGACUGCCCCAAGGCCUUCAAGCACAAGCAUCAUUUGACGGAGCACAAGCGUCUGCAUUCCGGCGAGAAGCCGUUCCAGUGCUCUAAAUGCCUGAAACGAUUCUCCCACUCGGGCAGCUAUAGCCAGCACAUGAACCACCGUUACUCCUACUGCAAGCCCUACAGGGAAUAGGUAAGCGACACCUCAGUGCCGCCCACCUGCGUCACAGCUGCCAAUGCCGCUGCCACGGGGACAGCGCGUGCGCGCCGAGGCCCCGCCGCCCACUCGGCCAGGAUGAGCAACAACAACAACAACAACCAUCUGCAGCACCAUCCGCACAACAGCAGCUAUCCGCAUCAGCUGGCCGCCAUGGCGGCAUUCCAACAACAUCAGCAGCAGCAGCAGCAACAACAACAACAUCACCACCACCAGCAGCAGCAGCAGCAGCAGCAGCAGCGACUGCAGCAACGUCUGCCCUGUCAGCCACUUGGCUGGCCACCGUCCGUGCCUGGCGCUGGCGUCAUGUUGCCGCCACCGCCCAGCAACAAUAUGCAGCAGCGCAGCGCAGUGCCGCCGCAAGCAGCUACACCAACAGCACCACCGCUGCUUUCCGGGCCGACAACAACUGGUGUGUACGGCCAAGGGCCGCCAACACAGCCGCCGCCCUCCUUCUUUGCCAGUCCGCUGCACCAUGCAGCGUUAAUGGCGCCACCGCACCCGCUGCCCAAUGAGCGCUUCGCGGCGCCACUAACGACGCCCACGGGCGUACCGUCCCACGGCGGGCAUGCGUUCAGUUUCUUCAAUGCGAAAAUGUUGCUGAACUGAGCACAAAUAACAGCAGCAGCAGCAACAUUAACAGCAGCCGCAUGCGAGCCAACAUAACAUAA
Messenger RNA from Drosophila virilis, 4387 nucleotides. RefSeq names its product Zn finger homeodomain 1 (gene zfh1). The record is from RefSeq and is a predicted model, not a curated record. Lineage: Eukaryota; Metazoa; Arthropoda; Insecta; Diptera; Drosophilidae. Gene Ontology annotation, biological process: regulation of DNA-templated transcription. Gene Ontology annotation, molecular function: DNA binding; DNA-binding transcription factor activity, RNA polymerase II-specific.